GAGUUGGCUUUCCCGUGAGAGUAGGUCCGCGAGCCACUUGACAUUGCCGGAGUCCUCGUGAACACCCGGUCACCAUGCUGCGAAUUUCGUCUCUUCUCCGGAAUGCAUCCCAGACUUCGAAGGCGCUCCAAGCUGCCUCCGUGCGCCAUCUAAAUCUGCACGAAUACCAAUCGAAGCAACUCAUGGCCGAUGGCGGAGUGACCGUUCAGAGGUUCAAAGUAGCUGACACCUCAGCCCAGGCCCGGGAUAUCGCACAGAGCGUCAAAUACGACGAGUUCGUCGUCAAAGCUCAGGUUCUGGCUGGAGGUAGGGGUAAGGGUACGUUCGACUCAGGCUUGCAUGGCGGCGUGAAACUGACGAGAGAUCCGGCGCAGGUUGUGGAGUUCGUAGAAAAAAUGUUGGGCUACCGGCUCGUGACGAAACAAACUCCUAAAGAAGGUGUCCUCGUCAAGAAGGUCAUGAUCGCUGAGGCGUUGGACAUCAAACGAGAGACGUACCUCGCGAUCCUCAUGGACCGUACUUUCAACGGACCGGUUGUCGUAGCCUCACCCGCUGGCGGUGUCGACAUCGAAGAGGUGGCGGAAAAGACACCUGAACUGAUCUUCAAACAACCUGUUGACAUCAAUAAGGGCUUGACCGACGAGCAAGCGAUGUCUAUCGCGAAGAAUUUGCAAUUCGAGGGAAAUAACAUGAAGGACGCCGCCGAGCAGAUAAAGAAACUCUACCAGGUGUUCCGUCGGGUCGACGCCACGAUGGUUGAGAUCAAUCCGUUUGGAGAGACUCCCGAUGGCAAAGUCGUUUGCUUUGACGCAAAGAUCAACUUCGAUGACAACGCACAGUUCCGCCAGAAAGAUAUUUUCGCCCAGGAAGACCACGCGGAAAGCGACCCUCGUGAAGUCGAAGCCGCCAAAUGGAACUUGAAUUACAUCGGAAUGGACGGUAACAUCGCUUGUCUAGUCAAUGGCGCAGGUCUGGCCAUGGCCACGAUGGACAUCAUAAAAUUGCACGGAGGCAAUCCCGCUAAUUUCCUCGACGUCGGUGGAUCUGUUGGCGAAGAGCAGGUGGCGGAAGCGUUCAGGAUCCUUACGCAAGAUCCGAAAGUCAAAGCGAUUUUGGUCAACGUUUUCGGAGGCAUCGUCAACUGCGCUACAAUCGCCAACGGUAUCGUAAACGCCUGCAAGAAAAUCUCUCUCAGCGUUCCUUUAGUCGUCCGUCUCGAGGGGACCAACGUCGAUGCGGCCAAGGAAAUAUUGUCAAACUCAGGAUUGCCCAUCCAUUCCGCCAAUGACCUGGACGAUGCGGCCAUUAAGGCGGUGGCAAGCCUCCGAGGAUGAAGCGUGAAAGCCGCUAUGCCUCAACCUGGGACAGCCUGACAGAAUUCCGGGAAUCAAAUCCAUUUCCUCCGACGAAUCUGCUCGAUCAGCACCGUUGAUUUUCAAGAGGGUCUCAUAGAGAUCGAUAUAUUUUUCUGGUCGCGCUCAAACUUUCGGCAAUAAACCAUAUGUAAAUAUGACAUUU
Molecule: messenger RNA, 1518 nt
Organism: Galendromus occidentalis (western predatory mite)
Lineage: Eukaryota; Metazoa; Arthropoda; Arachnida; Mesostigmata; Phytoseiidae
Gene: ScsbetaG
Product: Succinyl-coenzyme A synthetase beta subunit, GDP-forming
Exons: 1
Coding region: 75-1334 (419 amino acids)
Biological process (GO): succinyl-CoA metabolic process; tricarboxylic acid cycle
Cellular component (GO): succinate-CoA ligase complex; mitochondrion
Molecular function (GO): succinate-CoA ligase (GDP-forming) activity; ATP binding
Source: RefSeq, a predicted model, not a curated record